AAUUUUUAGUUUCCUUUACGAGAUUGUCUAACAAUUAAAAGGUGGGAGGGUCCUUUGAUUUCAAAAAUUGACAAUGGCAAUGUAAUAUCUGUAGAAUGUGAACAAGUUAUUGAAAUGCUAGAAGGAUGUUUUAUUGCACCAUAUAAGUUCAAAAGAGAGAAACUAACAUUUCUCUUUGCUCUACAAUAUGGAACAGCAAAUACUUGCUUAGCUCAGAUAUCACAAUUAAAACGAGCAGCAAUGCUACCUAGUGCAGAUCAAGCUUCCAUGAUUGGAGCAAUUGUUAAUUUUCGACAAGCAAAAGUCAAGUUUGAUACUAGCUGGUUAGAAGAUUUGCAUGAAACCAUACUUCUUGAAACAAUGGGAAAUAAAAUUACUCCUUUGGUUGUUAAUCCUGGAAGAAUUCUUUUAACCACAAGUCGCUUGUAUUUUCAACCUUACAAUAAUGCUGAACCGUGGCUAGUUCUGAAAAUCAAACUUUCUGAUGUUAAGAGGAUAAUUAAAAGAAGGUUUUUAUUAAAACAUGUGGGAUUAGAAUUAUAUUGUUCUAAAACCUCUCCUGUACAGCACUUGUUUUUGUCUUUUAAAACUCGAAGUGAAUGUGAUGCAUUAUGUACAAAGUUGGUGCAUGAGCCUGCUGUAAAACUGGAUGACACUGGACAAGAAAAUAUGACUCUAUUAUGGCAAAAUGGUGUGAUAUCUAAUUAUGAUUAUCUUCUAUAUCUUAACAGCUUAGCAGACCGUAGUUUUAAUGAUCUCACUCAGUAUCCAGUAUUUCCUUGGGUUUUAUCUGACUAUGUAUCAGAAUCAAUAGAUCUGAAUGAUCCUGCAAUCUAUAGGGACCUAAAGAAGCCAGUAGGAGCACUGAAUGAAGAAAGACUAGAACGACUGAAGGAUAGGUAUAAUGAAAUGGCUGAACCAAAGUUUUUAUAUGGAUCUCAUUACUCCACGCCUGGCUUUGUAUUAUAUUACCUUGUUCGAGAAAUGCCCCAAUAUAUGUUGUGUUUACAAAAUGGUCGUUUCGAUCAUCCAGAUCGCAUGUUCAACAGUGUUCCUGAUACUUGGAGAAAUAUUACCACCAACACCUCAGAUUUUAAAGAACUUGUUCCUCAAUUUUAUGAUUUGGAGAGAAAUGGAUCUUUUCUUGUCAAUUUAAAAAAUUUGGAUUUUGGAACUAGAAUGGAUGGAUCCAAAGUUGGUGAUGUGGAACUGCCUCCCUGGGCUAAAGAUCCUGCUGAUUUUGUGAGGAUAUUAAGAGAGGCCUUAGAAUCAGAUUUUGUCUCAUCUAAUUUAAAUCAUUGGAUUGAUUUGAUUUUUGGUUACAAACAAAGAGGUGAAGAAGCCAUCAAAGCAGAUAAUGUAUUUUACUACCUUACGUAUGAAGGUUCUGUGGAUUUAGACAGCAUUUGUGAUGCUAAUCAGAAGUACUCUCUGGAAGUUCAGAUUAUGGAAUUUGGACAAAUCCCAAAGCAGUUAUUUGUGAAACCUCAUCCUCACAGAAGAAUGCCUUCACCAACUGACGAUCUUAUUGAGGAUAGCUUUGAAAAUCUAGUCACAAUUAAGAGUGGCAGGAGUGGUUCAUUAUCAAGUGGAAAAUUUGAUCACUCUUCUAAGUGGAUUAAGAAUGUAACUAAGCUUUCUCUUUGUCUUGAUUGCAAAGUUCAUAAAGAAAUCAUUACUGAUAUCUGCAUUACAAAAGAUCAAAAAUCUAUAUUUUCAGUUUUUAAAGAUGGUUUGUUAAAAAUGUAUUCCUUAGAAGAAAAGAGACAACUGAGAAGUAUAAAUGUUUCCACUAUGGCAUUGUCAUCAUGUGCUCUUAUGGAAGAUGAUCGAACAGUUAUUGUUGGAUCAUGGGAUAAUUAUGUUUAUCUGUAUAAUGUUGAAUAUGGAAAAUUACUGGGUGCUAUUAUGGCUCAUGAUGAUGCUGUUACAGGCAUUUGUUUCAACAAAGGAAUUCUUGCUACUUCAUCAAUGGAUUCUACUGCAAAGGUUUGGCACUACAAUCCUGGAGAAGGUGUGCGCCAUGCAUUUGCUUUAAGUGCUGAACUGGAUCAUGAAGCUAGCGUAUAUUGUUUGACCCUGAAUGAAAAAAAUUCUUUGCUUGUUACGGGAACAUGUAAUGGUCACAUAUAUAUAUGGGAUCUUUCCUCAUAUGCUCUUCUGGGCCAACAUCUUUAUCACACUGGUGUUAUACACGCUGUUUUGUUUAGCCCAGAUUGCAGGAAUGUUGCAACAUGUGGCAGUGAUAGAACAUUAAAAGUGAUAGAUGUAAAGACAGCUACUUUGCUCUUCAAUACAGAAUCUGACGAAGAGCUGAGAUGUCUUUGCUGGAUUGGGAGUGUUGCUGUUGCUGGUUCUUUAUGUGGAAAUCUAUUUGUGUGGGAUCUCUUCAAAGCAGAGUUGUUGGAUACGCUGCCUGCUCAUACAGGUGCUGUUACUUGCAUAUCAAUAUCAGAUGAUGGUGAAAUAUUAGUUACCGGUGGAGAAGACUUGCAUAUGAAAGCAUGGCGAAUCCAAGAUAGCUAAGCAUUUUGAUGCCAUUAAAUGAAUUGUGAACUCAUUUGUAUAUUUUGCUCCAAUAAAUCAAAUUUUAUGUGAUAAAGCAGUACUUUGGUAUUGUGCUAAUUUCCUCUCAUACUGUAUAUUGGAAGUGUAUUAUGAAAAGUUUGCAGUAUUAAUUUUGCUGUAAAUUUUAAUGUAUUAAUGAUAAUAGAAGAUAUGACUUCUGUUUACUAUUCCGAAGGCCAUAAAUGUUUAAUUCUGUAGACUUUGAUAACAUUUGAAAUAGGGUGACAUAUCUUAAAUUUAAUAGUAAUUGUCUUUGUAGCUGUGCUUUUGUUUGUUUUGGUCACAUAAUUGAGAUGAAAUUCAGAUGAAAGGAGGUAAAUUCAUUUGGAUCUGCACACACUCAGCUUAGUUGCAUAAAAUCUAGAAUAUUGUGCCUUUUGCAUUUGUGAUAAAGAUAUUAUACUGAAUACUUUUUGUGUUUUUAUUAAAAUCAUGAUGCAAAUGGUUUGCACCUAUGUCAUUAGGUCUGUGAGAGAUACUGAAAUACUUUUAUUGUUUGUAUAAGAUUUUUUAUUUAAAAUGCUCUUAUUUAAUAAAAUGUCUUUCAUAUCUAUUAUGUAAAUAAAGGAAUUUAAACUCCUUUUGUAUUGAUUACAUGCUGUAUAAUAUAUAAUAAAUAUUAAGUUGCAGAUAUUAAUAUAUGAAAAAAUAAUCAUAUCUGAUGGAUAAAACCCAGAAAAACUAGCAAACAAACUUAAGAACAAACCUGAUCUGUUAUAAUAAAAUGCAGAAUAUGUA
Stegodyphus dumicola is the source of this 3306-nucleotide messenger RNA. Its product is annotated as protein FAN-like. The record is from RefSeq and is a predicted model, not a curated record. Lineage: Eukaryota; Metazoa; Arthropoda; Arachnida; Araneae; Eresidae. Gene Ontology annotation, molecular function: protein binding.